Molecule: messenger RNA, 5683 nt
Organism: Coregonus sp. 'balchen'
Lineage: Eukaryota; Metazoa; Chordata; Actinopteri; Salmoniformes; Salmonidae
Source: the annotation of a GenBank genome assembly
UCUGUCAUUACUCUGUUCGUUCUGUUCCUUUGGCGGGUUGGAGACAUCGCAGAAGCUUGCAAAUGCCCCACUCCAAAUCUUCAACUGGCUUUUUGCAACGCAGACGUCGGUAAGGCAUUUUUGGCAAGAUUUGACUAACUUCUCUUCACAUGUUGAGUUACUACUGUAUCAGUACGCAACAUGCUAACAUUUUAUGAAUUGUCUGUGGUCGUUGUAAUAAUAAUAAUUGGGACAUUGUUAUUAAGCCUAUAUUUACAUUCGCACACAAUUAUUUACAUAAGUAGGCAACAGUAAAAUGGGCUACAGCCAGGGCUCUCCAACCCUGUUCCUGGAGAGCUAUGCUCCUGAAGGUCUUCAAUCCAACCCGUUGUAACUAACCUGAUUCAGUUGAUCAACAAGGUAAUUGUUAGAUUCAGGUGCGCUAGAAUAUGAUUGGAAUGUAAACCUACAGGACGGUAGCUCUCCAGGAACAGGGUUGAGAACCCUGCGUUAUAUUUUGAUUUUGGCAUAAACAGUAUGCCUACAGAUGCAUUAUUUGUCCAAAAGCUAAAUGAGAUAGCUACUGAGUGUACAAAACGUUUAAAGGCCACCUGCUCUUUCCAUGACAUAGCUUUCACCUGGCCAGUCUAUGAUCCCUACUGAUGUCACCUAUUAAAUCCACUUCAAUCAGUGUAGAUUAAGCGGAGACAGGUUAAAGAAGGCUGUUAAGCCUUGAGACAUGGAUUGUGUAUGGGCUAAAUGUAAGACAAUAUUAACACAAGGUACUGUUGUAGUGUAGACUAUUGAAAUCAAUUAAUAUUGGUAGGCUAUAUCACUUAUCUUUGACAGGUAAUCUGUUUCACUAUAUUAAGAGGGAUGGCCUGCUUUAUGUACAACAUACCGGUAAUAACAAGAGGGAACGGUGAAGGGUGGAAUAGUCUCUCCUAUUUCCUGUCACAUUGAUCCUCUAUGGCAUGUGUCAGACUCAUUCAACGCAGGGCCGAGUGUCUGUGGCUUUUUGCUCCACCCUUGUACUUCUAUGAUAUCAUGGCGUUCAGCAAACAAUCGUUUAAGUGCAUGCCGCCACCUAUUGUGCUGGAAUGUACUAUCAAUCAUGAUCCGCCCAAUUCUGUACUACCAUGAAAAUAAAAUUCAAAACCAAAUAAAUCCCUUACUUCUCCCUCCCCCAAAACCCCAUUAAACUUAAUCUAUAUCAUGCUGAAACACUCCACCCUUAGGAUUGUUCAGCAUGUCAACAACCAUUUCAACAGUAACAUCUGUUACCCCUAAUAUCUCUUUUGCCAUCUCCACAUUAACUUUCAACCUGACAUUUCUGCUUUCCACAACCUGCGUCGUAUUGAUAACCUUAUCAAUAAAAGCUAUGAAGUCAACUUUAUUCAUUAUCAAAGUGUCCUUUGACACCGCACAUUCAUGAGCACAAGAUGUUUUGCCUAUGCGCAUGUGUGUAUUCCGGUGCAGUUUUUCCCAAAGAUUGCUGACUAGCUUCCUCCUGAACCGACAGGAGCCUCAGAGCAGGCCAGGCAUAUUCCUCUCUGAUUACAGCGGAGGCGCUCAUAUGCCUCUCCUAUGCGUAACAACGUUAAACCUUUAGUGUCUGACUGACCAGUAUACCGGAAUGGUUUAUUUCAAUAAUGUUAGUUAAACCAUGUCUCACUCUUUCCCUCUUCUAGUGAUCAGGGCCAAGGUGAUUGGAGUGCAACUUGUGUCUGGUAACAUCCACAAGUAUGACAUCAAACAGAUCAAGGUAUGAUCAGCCUUUUUAUUAAGUGGUUGUUCCUUCCUGCACUGAAACAUUGAAGCCCCCUGAACCCCAAUCUGACAGCUGGUCCCAAUUCGCUCCCUUCCCCUUAGCUCCAACCCUUCAAUGUUUGCAGAUCUGGGUAGGUAUAAGCAGUGUAGUUGUGGCGCGUCCACCCUACUGGUCCAAGACUAUGGCGACGUCCUCUAUAUGAACUCAGCUGCCACUUCAAUAAAGCCAUUAGAUGCAGUUUAUCAAGGCUUUAUUACGGGCGACUGGUUUAGUACUCAUCACUACAUUCUCUACCAGAUAGUUGGUUGGCGCUAUUUGAUGUCACAGGUUGAUCAAUUGCUAUAUUUUCUUUUAUGAAGCCCUAUUACAAAAACUCUCACUGUACCUUAUAUCAUUACUAACCUUUAGACAUAUGAGUUACCACACCUGGUCUCAGGGAUGGCUAACUCUGGAAAUUCCUUUGGUCUCUGAGUUAGGUAAAGCAGCUUUUUUUUUUUGCACCGAAUAUGUAGAACAAUCUUCAACAUUUUCUAAACGUUGGAUGUUUUGGUGCGUCUAGGGCAAUUCAGGAAACUGAUUGAGGACCUUAAUACUGAUUUGUUUUUUUAAAUGACUUUAUGCUUGCGUUUUGUGUGUUCCUGUAAUUCAGGGCUCAUCUGUAAAAUAGACCUUGAUUAAAUAAAGUAUUGCUUCCACCUUACAGAUCCGGAAACAUCAAAGGGCUUUAGACUGAGGGGAUGGUGUAUAAGAACGGAAUUAGUAAAGACUGACAGUGCCUGAGAGCUGCAGUCAGUGAGGUUCAAAACUGUAUAUGUAGGUGUUUGAAAGAGCUUUCUUUUUCUCCUUGUGAUUUGCUAGAUGUUCAAAGGUCCUGACCGGGUUAUCCACGCCGUCUUCACUGCAUCCUCCCCAGCCGCAUGCGGCGUGACUCUGCAAAUCAACAAGGAGUAUCUCUUCAUAGGUGCGGUUCUCACUACGUUACCCAAGUUCCAUUGCCAGCAGUGGUUAACCCUAUCAGUCCUGAGACCCCAGCAAAAAUGUGCUUUUCAUUUAUCUGCAUGUCCAGCCCUUAAAUGUAGCCUCACAGUAAAGUGCUUUACCAUUUUAUUUUCAGGACAGCCAGGGCUACAAGUAAAACACAAAACAAUUUGACAUAAACAGUUGCAUUCAUGAGUUUUAUUGACAAAUGUCAACGACAAAAAAAUCCACCAAGUCAGAAACUUGAAAAUGAAUUUAUGAAUGCUCUAAGUACAGAAAUUGUUUCCUCAGUGGGAAAUUAAUAUCCAGCUAGUCAGUGACAACUGUUUGGUGUUUGUGACAGCAACUAUGUAAGCGUAUUACAGUAUUAAAGAUAGAUCAUUGGAAAUCCGAGGACAUAUGUAGAAGAACCCCUUACCUUCUAAGGACUCUUGUGAGCUUCGUGGAGCAAAACGUGUUCAUGAGUCUCAGCUUUUCAUAAAUUGCUUUUAAUAGUACUUCAAACCAUUUGGACUCUACAGACGUUUUUGUAAAAGACCCUGCCCUUGGCCCCUUUUGGGAUCUGCCCUUGUCUCACAAACCCUCUCCUACCUCAGCCGCCGUUAAUCACAAACUAAUGGUUGGUACCAACAUUUGCAGAAGAAAUGGACUAAUCCAAAAACUGGGCUUACUCAAGAAAGCCCACCUUGAAUCCCAUUUUGAAGUAUGCAAAAAAAAGCUCAACACUUGGGAUUCUGUAGCUAUGUGGCAAAAAGUUGUGGUCUGACAAAACUAAGAUAUAACUUCUUGGGCUAAAUGCAAAGUGUUACCCAACACUGCAAAUCACUCAAAGAACACUAUCCCUACUGUGAAGCAUGGUGGUGGCAGUAUCAUGUUAUGAGUCUCAUCAUGUUAUGUUUCUCAUCAUUGGGGAUAGAAGGGAAAAUGAAUGGCGCAAUGUACAGUGUACAAAAAUAAAAGCAACAUGCAACAAUUUCAAAGAUUUUAAUGAGUUAUAGUUCAUAUGGAAAUCAGUCAAUUGAAAUUAAUUAAUUAGGCCCUAAACUAUGGAUUUAACAUGAUUGGGAAUACAGAUAUGCAUCUGUCGGUCACAGAUCCCUUUAAAAAAAGUUAGGGGCGUUGAUCAGAGAACCAGUCAGUAUCUGGUGUGACCAUUUGCUUCAUGCAGCACGACAUUUCCUUUGCGUAGAGUUGAUCAGGCUGUUGAUUGUGGCCCGUGGAAUGUUGUCCCACUCUUCAAUGGCUGUGUGCAGUUGCUCUAUUGGCGGGAACUGGAACACUCUGUCGAUCCAGAGCAUUCCAAACAUGCUCAAUGGGUGACAUGUCUGGUGAGUAUGGAGGCCAUUGAAGAACUGACAUUUUCAGCUUCCAGGAAUUGUGUACAGAUCCUUGCGACAUGGGGCCGUGCAUUAUCAUGCUUAAACAUGAGGUGGUGGCAGAUGACUGGCACGACAAUGGGCUUCAGGAUCUCGUCAUGGUAUCUCUGUGCAUUCAAACUGCCAUCGCUAAAAUGUAGUUAUGUUUGUUCACAAUGUUGACCUCAGCAAACCGCUUGCCCACACGACGCCAUCCACGUGAUCUGCCAUCUGCCCGGCACAGUUGAAACCGGGAAUAAUCCGUGAAGAGCACACUUCUCCAACUUGCCAGUUGCCAUCGAAGGUGAGCAUUAGCCCACUUUAGACACCCAACUGCAGUCACGUCAACCCUGGUGAGGACAAUGCGCACGCAGAUUAACUUUUCUGAGACUGUUUAUGACAGUUUGUGCAGAAAUUAUUCUGUUGUGCAAUCCCACAGAUUCAUCAGCUGUACGGGUGGCUGGUUUCAAUUCUCUAAAAUGACGUUGGUGGCGGCUUAUGGUAGAGAAAUGAACAUUAAAUUAUCUGGCAAAAGCUCUAGUGGACAUUCCUGCAGUCAUGCCAAUUGCAUGCUCCCUCAACUUGAGACAUCUGUGGCAUUGUUGACAAAACAGCACAUUUUACUGGCCUUUUGUCCCCAGCGCCUGUGUUCAAUCAGCUUCUUGAUAUGCCACACCUGUCAGGUGGAUGGAAUAUCAUAUCUUUGCAAAGGAGAAGUGCUCACUAACAGGGAUGUAAACAAAUUUGUGCACAAUUUGAGAAGCAUUUUGUGCAAAUGGAACAUUUCUGGGGUCUUUUUUUUAAAUUUCAGCACAUGAAACAUGGGACCAAGACUUUACAUGUUGCGUUUAUUUUUGUUCAGUGUAAAUCCAUGAAACUGAGGCAAUGACACAACAAAAUGUGGAAAGUUCAAGGAGCUUAGACUUUCAAUAGGCACUGUAAAAUGUUUACAACUAAUCCAUUACUUACUUAUUAUUAGUAUGUACACUUAUGAUGAGAUAUCUGUGUUCUUGGCUGCAUCAGUAUGUCUUUACGCUCCAGGGUGAAGUUUUCCUCCAGGAACGUAUGCCAAUCCUAACCUUAACCAUUAGUGGAACAAAUGCUGAACUGAGCCAAGAUCGGCGUCUAGGGUCGACUUUACCCUUCACCUUGUUUUCCCCACAGCACUUUGACUCACUAUCUCCUCUGUCUGUAGGAAUGCUGGAGACUGGAAGGAUGUACAUAACACUGUGUGGCUAUAAUCCACGCUGGGAGGACUUGAGUGCCACGCAAAAGAAGAGCUUGAAUCACCGCUACCAAAGCGGCUGCGUUUGAACGGUGUGUGAUGGGGAAUUAUAGUAAUAUUACAGUACACCAGUUUUGUUCAAUAUUUACGCUGCACUUUUUUAAAAGGACGUAUACAUGAGCUAGAGUAUGGGGUAAUGAUCAGUCAGUUAUCUUGGUCUUUCUCUCUCCCUACUCCGAUACACAGAUCAUCCCCUGCUCCUCCCUCCCCUGUCCGACCAGUUCCCUAGAUGAGUGCCUGUGGACAGAUUGGGGGACUGACAAUGGCCAAAACCUUGUCUGUAUCAAGAGUAGAGAUGGGUCUUGUGCCUGGAAG